Lacerta agilis (Sand lizard) is the source of this 1198-nucleotide messenger RNA. It is a transcript of the gene PENK, whose product is annotated as proenkephalin. Gene Ontology annotation, biological process: sensory perception; chemical synaptic transmission; neuropeptide signaling pathway. Lineage: Eukaryota; Metazoa; Chordata; Lepidosauria; Squamata; Lacertidae. The transcript has 3 exons. Gene Ontology annotation, cellular component: neuronal cell body; plasma membrane; axon terminus. The record is from RefSeq and is a predicted model, not a curated record. Gene Ontology annotation, molecular function: opioid receptor binding. The coding region runs from base 106 to 906 and encodes 266 amino acids.
GUUUUAAAAGAAGAAGGAAAAACAACCGAGCGCGCUUCUCUAAACUUCAGCGGAGCAGCUGCUCACAUCGGAAGAACGGCCAGGAACCCUCCAGGAGAAGAGACCAUGACAUUUCUUCUGAGAUGUUAUUUCUUGCUCUUCGCUCUUAGCACAUGCCUCAUCCUUACAGUUCAGGCAGAAUGCAGCAAAGACUGUGCAUCUUGCACCCACCGAUUGGCAUAUCAUGCAGACAUCAACCCCCUGGCAUGUACACUAGAAUGUGAAGGAAAGUUGCCCUCUGCCAAGGCCUGGGAAACCUGCAAAGACCUUCUGCAACUGAGUAAACUGGAUCUUUCCCAGGAAGGCAUUGGUGCCCUGGGGGACAACCCAAAAGAACAGGAUGAGAGUCAUUUGCUAGCCAAAAAAUAUGGUGGGUUCAUGAAAAGAUAUGGUGGUUUCAUGAAGAAGAUGGAUGAGCUCUAUCAUAUAGAACCAGAGGAGGAACCUAAUGGAGGAGAAAUCCUUGCUAAAAGGUAUGGAGGCUUUAUGAAGAAGGAUGCCGAAGAUGAUGCCUUGGCUAAUUCUUCUGAUCUGCUGAAGGAGCUUCUUGGAACAGGGGAAAAUGCUGAAACUGGGCAUUAUCGGGAUCUGAAUGAUGGUGAAGUCAUCAAGAGAUACGGUGGCUUCAUGAGGAGCAUCAAGCGCAGUCCUGAAUUGGAAGAUGAUGCCAAAGAGCUGCAAAAGAGAUAUGGUGGCUUCAUGAGAAGAGUGGGGAGGCCAGAGUGGUGGCUGGACUACCAGAAACGAUACGGUGGAUUUCUUAAGCGUUUUGCCGAUUCUCUCCUUCCUUCAGAUGAAGAUGGAGAAAGUUAUUCCAAAGAGGUUCCAGAGAUGGAAAAAAGAUAUGGUGGAUUUAUGAGAUUUUAAUUACCUUCCAUUUGUCCUUUUUGUCCCAAAUCAAAGACUGCCUCAUUGAUCAUAAUUUAUUGUCAUGUGUUGCUUGUACUGUACAGUUUUUUACUGUCCUAGUUUAUAAUGCAACCUGCUGUCUGUUAUUUCAAGUUCUAUGCUCUUUUAAGUCAACAAAUAACUUCUGUAAUGACUUCUAAUUUGUCUGUUGUACUUUUCAUGCUAAAUCUAUUUUAAUUAUCAUAUCCAUUUCUUUAAAACAGCGCAAUUGCUUAGUUGUAUAUACAAUAAAUUGUUCAUCCUAACUGCA